This is a messenger RNA of Impatiens glandulifera, 411 nucleotides long. RefSeq lists its product as uncharacterized. Lineage: Eukaryota; Viridiplantae; Streptophyta; Magnoliopsida; Ericales; Balsaminaceae. The coding region runs from base 1 to 411 and encodes 136 amino acids. The transcript has a single exon. The record is from RefSeq and is a predicted model, not a curated record.
AUGCUGGGAUUUCUAAUUACUCAGAGAGGAAUAGAAGUCGACCCUAGCAAAAUUGCAGCCAUCACGGCCAUGCCAACACCCCGGAACGAGCGAGAAGUUCGAGGUUUUCUCGGGAAAAUCCAGUACAUUAGUCGCUUUAUCAGUAAACUCACUUCCACUUGCGAUCCUCUCUUCAAGCUUCUGAAGAAUGAUCAAAAAUUCGUCUGGAGUGACGCUUGUCAACACGCCUUUGAUAAGGUGAAAGCAUAUUUGCAAUCCCCUCCUAUCCUCAUGUUUCCGAGGCCAGGAGUUCCUUUGAUUCUUUAUCUCACCGUCACCGAAUCAUCCAUGGGAAGCAUGUUGGCCCAAGAGAACGAGAACAAAGAGGAGGUGGCCAUCUACUACCUCAGCAAAAGGAUGACUGGUUACUAG